AUGGAAAUUGACGAAUUUGGCGACGACACCGAUGUAUUUGUGAAGGUAAGUGAACGCUAUCUAAAAUAAUUGACAGAAAAUUUUAAAACAUGUGUCUCAGAUUAUAAAUAUCCAGAUUACAAAGAAAUGGUGAUUGUAGGGCUCCCUUCUUGUAGCCCUUUAUCUCACAACCACUAGAAAUACGUUAAUCGCAGAAACUCGUAAAGCUCAGGGGAGGGGAGGGUGGCCCCUAAAACGUGAAGGGUCUGCAAUUAGAAAAAUUUUUAUGUCAGAUUACGGUUCUCAGAUGAUGCUUCACUUUCCAGCAUCUGCUCGCAGCAACACUUUGCCGACAACUUGUUACCACUUAUUCUAGAAUUCCAAUUCUCAAACUCAUUAAUCGUUCAUAAAGGAAAUACAAAUUAAGGAAAUUUGAAAUCAGUUAAUGAGUGUUUAGAAAUCAGAUGAAAAACUGCUCUCUUUUGAAUCCUUAAUUUGUCGUUCUAGAAUCAUUUUGUUUGAGAAGUAAUAUCAAGUAUUCGACACAGCGUUUCAUCAACUGUUAAAACACCUCGAAGUUCGUUAAAAAUGCUCCGCUGCGCGUUGUAUUUUUAACUCUCUUCACUGUGUUUCAUCUGGUGAUGAAACAGUGCGUCUCAUGCUUGAUGUAUUACAUAACUGUGUAUUUGGAUAUUUUAUCUCAACAGCGUAUGAAGCCAGACAAGCCUCCAAAUCCUUCUAUAACAUUCAUCCCCCAGACAAUAUCCAAUGGACCUUUCUCCGCUCUGCUUGCUGUGAAGCCAGCCUGGACCAGUGGUGAAAUAGAAAGAUACGUCAAUAAUAAGUCCUGUGAGAAAAAGUACCUUUGUUCAAGGUGCGAUGGGACUUUGGCGUUGAAGUCAAACAAUACAGAUGACAAGGGCUUGCCCCUUAAUCCCCAUCCAGAUAUAUUCUUUCUUGAAAUAGAUGCCUAG
Molecule: messenger RNA, 953 nt
Organism: Porites evermanni
Lineage: Eukaryota; Metazoa; Cnidaria; Anthozoa; Scleractinia; Poritidae
Source: the annotation of a GenBank genome assembly